This is a messenger RNA of Pseudoliparis swirei, 5123 nucleotides long. RefSeq names its product spectrin repeat containing, nuclear envelope family member 3 (gene syne3). Gene Ontology annotation, molecular function: actin filament binding. The record is from RefSeq and is a predicted model, not a curated record. The transcript has 19 exons. NCBI's taxonomy places the organism in Eukaryota, Metazoa, Chordata, Actinopteri, Perciformes, Liparidae. Gene Ontology annotation, biological process: nuclear migration. Bases 352 to 3771 code for a protein of 1139 amino acids. Gene Ontology annotation, cellular component: cytoplasm; meiotic nuclear membrane microtubule tethering complex; nuclear outer membrane.
CCCAGGUGCAUGCUGGUCCUGAAGCUACCCACACCUACAUGUAACCACAGGUCCUCUCCUGGUCGUAGCAGGAGGUCCUGCGGAGUCUUUUCUGUGUUCCACAGUCCAGAGCCCGGAUGAAGUGAGUUGCUGUUCUUUCCACCAAUAGGAAGAGACGUCUGCAGUUUGAAUCUGUGACUGUGAGUCAGCAGCUGCUCUGGAUCUGUGACUUCCUCUGGUUCCAGCUGGUCUGCUGAUGAGUUCAAGUGCUGCCGCAGUCCCUGAAGGCAGCACGUGCACACGGCUCUACUUACUGUACACAACCCGGCGGACGACGAGGCCCCACCGGAGGAACACCCCCAGGGACCGGCCAUGACGCAGCAGGAGUUCACGCAGAGCCUGGAGGCCGCCCUCUCCUGGAUGCGGGCCAUCCAGGAGAGGCUGAAGGCCAGUGACAACACCCAGGGGCCCCUGGAGGCCCUGGAGGGCCGGCUCCGGGAGACGGAGAAGAUCCAUCAGUCGGAGCACGAGGGCCGUGUGAAGAUGGACCUGGCGCUGGCGGCGGCUGAGCUCCUCCUGCAGAGCGGAGACAAGGAGCUGAGGACCACCACCCACAGCGAGCUGAGACACCUGAAGGGGCUGUGGGAGGAGACCAGCACCUACAUCAUCCACUGCCACAGCCGCAUCGAGUGGGUGUGGCUCCACUGGGGCGAGUACCUGAAGGCCUACGAGGAGUUUGAGACGUGGCUGACGAGCCGGCGGCGCGGCCUGGACGCGGCGGUGGAGCUCCAGCUGGGCGUGAAGGAGAAGCUGUGGCAGGCGGACCAGCAGAGGGUCGCGCUGAGCGACAUCCAGGGCCAGGCGGCGCUGCUGGAGCGGCUGCUGGACGAGGCGGCCGCGCUGCACAACAGAACCCAGGACCCCGGCGUGGAGCCCCGGGCCCAGGAGAGGCUGCAGGAGGCCUACAGCGACCUGAGGGGCCGGGCCCAGGAGCGCCUCUCGCUGCUUCAGAGGGUCGCCGAGGAGCACCGGACGCACCGCGCCGCCGUUCACCGGUUCCAGUCCUGGCUGCUGUCAAAGACCAAGGAGCUCACCGACCUCCUGGAGAGGAAGGACACGGCCGAGAGCAAGCUCCGGGCCCUGCAGGUUCUGGACGACAGCGUGGCCGGCGAGGAGAAGACCCUGCAGCACAUCGAGGGCGUGGCGGAGGCGGUGAGGGGCAACACCUCCCCCUGCGGGGCGGAGGCGGUGAUGGAGGAGGCCGAGGAGCUGAGGCUGGGCUGGCAGAGGCUGAGGCAGGGCCUGUGGGAGGCGGAGGAGGGCCUGCGCUGCAGCCUGGACUCCCACAGCCAGUACAGGGCCCGGUGCCAGCGGCUGGGAGAAGACAUCGGCCGCCUCAGGGUGCUGCUGCAGGGGCUGGACCAGGACCUGCAGGAGGGUCUGGACCAGGACCUGGAGGAGGGCCUGGACCAGAACCUGGAGGAGGGCCUGGACCAGAACCUGGAGGAGGGCCUGGACCAGGACCUGCAGGAGGGCCUGGACCAGAACCUGGAGGAGGGCCUGGACCAGGACCUGGCGGAGGGUCUGGACCAGAACCUGGAGGAGCCCCGCGAUGCUCGGGGCCGCACCGACCGGACCGAGGAGCAGAUGGUGGGCCGGUGGAGGAAAUACUCGGGCGUGAGGAACACUCUGGCCGGGGAGGAGUCCCAGGUGGAGCUCCUCAAGGCUCAGCUCAAGGAGCUCUUCAGGUUCUCCCAGGACUCGCGCCACCUUUCCGACGACGUCCUGGCCGUGGUCAAAGAGCAUCAGAGUGUGAAGUGCAGAGCGACCCGGCUGUGCUCCGAGUCCGAGUCGGGCCUGAGGAACCUGCUCCAGGACCCGCUGCUGGUCUUCGCCCAGUGGAGCCACAUGACCUCUCAGGUUCUGGAGGCCUCCGCCGAGGUCACUGACUCCUCCCACAUCGCCAUGCUGGUCCAGGGCAUCGAGCGUUUGCUCAAGGGCAGUGCCCCGCUGCAGGAGCGCCUCAGCCUGCUGCAGCUGAAGGGCGACCUGCUGACCUCUGUGUUCGGCGCCGAGGCGUCCGACUGCCUGCAGGGGGAGCUGAGCGCCGCCGCCAGGAGCCGAGAGCUGCUGCAGGCUCAGCUGCUGCAGAGGAAGAGCCGGCUGCAGGGCUUGAUCUCCAGGACCAAGGACUUUGGCGACGCCCACGAUCUGAUGCGCUCCAAGCUGGCCGCUCUCCGGCGCCACCUGGUGGCCACCGACGGCCUGCAGCCCGACAUCCUGGCCAAGAAGAGUCAGUCGGACCGGUUCAGGGUGGUCCUGAAGGACCUGGAGGACUGUGAGGCCCCCGUCACGGCGCUGGAGACGCUGGCCUCGUCCAGUCAGAGCAACCGGACUCAGUUCCAGAGGCUCUACGCCGAGUGGAGAGAGCUGCACCAGGCAGCCAGGGGGAAGGUGCAGCAGAGCGAGGAGAGCAUCUCUCACCACGAGAGCUUCCACCACCGCCUGCUGAGCACCGAGGAGUGGCUGAUGGUCACCAAGCAGACGCUGCAGUCCUUCCACCGCCCACCAGGGGGCUGGAGCGCCGAGGGCCGGCAGCUCGAGGCUGAGAGCGCUCUGGGGGAGUUCCCUGAGAAGGAGCUGCAGCUGCAGCAGCUGGAGGUCCAGAGCCAGGCGGUGCUGGACCGGACCUCCGAGGAGGGGCGGGUCCACAUCCAGCGGGACAUGAAGCGCCUGAGGGAGUCCUGGCUGUCCCUGCACACCACGAGUCUCCACCUGCACAGGCUGCUGGACGUCUCCACGGGGCCCAGCCCGGGGGCGGGGGGCCCCAGGAGCCAGGGAGGCCGCCUACGAGUGGCUUCAUCCGGGACGUCCUCCGGGUCUGGAGGGGCAGGAGGAGGCCUGGAGGGGGCGGUGGCCCACGGGGAGGGUCUCCUCAGUCUGGUCGGACGAGGCGAUGAACACGCCGGACCCCCCUUCGGGGGAGACCACAUGGAUUCCUCCGCUUGGAGGGUUCUCAGCAGCCAGAGAGAAGCCACCGGAAGCACCGACAUCGACGCACCACCAGGGGGCAGAGCCUCGCUCGCCUCACAGCCCGGCGAUGGCGAGGGGCUCGGGAGGAGCUCUGGGGGGGGCGUGGAGGCCGGGGGGGGGCUGAGUCCAGGAGGAGGAGCCUUCAUGCUGUUCAGGAGGGACCGGACCAAGAGACCCCCAACACCAACUCAUCACCCAGCGGGGUUCACAGGAGACCACCAGACCAGGAGGAGGGACUUCGAGGCCUGGCUGUCCAAAGAGAACAGCCUGCUGUCAGGGGUCUCCAGAAGCAAGGGAGCAGCCCUCAGCGCCAAGGAGGUCCAGACCCGACAGGACACCCUCAAGGCUCUGAGGGCCGGACUGGGCUGGGGUCAGGACCAGUUCCAGCUGCUCCUCCAGGAGAGUCCGGGCGGGGAGGACGUGGGUCUGGAGGAGGUCCGCUACCGCUGGAUGCUCUACAAGUCCAAGCUGAAGGACGUGGGAGACCUCCGGGCCAGGGCCAAGAGACUCCACGCCAAACAAGAGGAGUCGGCCUCCGCCGCCAAAGUGCAAAAGUUGUUGUGGUGGUCGUCGUGGCAGGAGCCCGGCCUGUGUCAGCGGGUGUGCCGGCUGGCCCUCCCCCUGUGGCUCCUCCUCCUGGCGCUCCUCCUCCUGGCCUUCCUGCUGCCCUUCAUGGACGGAAGCAGCUGCUCCCUCUCCAACAACUACGCCCGGUCCUUCAGCGUCAUGCUGCGCUACGAGGCCCCGCCCCCCACAUAGGGGGCGGGGCCCCACCACGGCUUACGGAGGACACGCCGCUUCAGGGCCUUCUUGUGACGAACGAUCUUCAGGAAGAGGAGCUCACUCUCCAGAUGCUUCCACGCUUUAUGAAGGAUAAUGAACGAUCUCAAAGAAUAUGCAAAUAUACCACGAGAGGAACGACUGGACCACGCCUCCAUCUCCGUGAGGAGGACCUCGGCCCAGAAGAUGGAGCUAUGAGAUGACUGCUGCUCAUGGGGGGGGCAGCAAGACGUUGACCUUCAUCUCUUUGGAGAGGUGAAGGUCGUUCAUACUGAGAGACCGGGUCCUUCUCCAAGUGGCCUUCAGGGUCCUGGAGAACCAGACCUCCUCUCCCCACCGCGGGACCCUUCCAUCGUCCUCAGGUUCUCACGCAACCACAGCUCAGACGUGAUUGGUCCAUACGACUCGGACACGCCCACUUGUCCCCAGCCUCAGAUUAUAAUUAUAAUGUAGAUGCAGAAAUCUUUUUAAUCGAUUUUUAUAUUAGAAACUCCAACUAUAGGAAAUGUUUCUGGGCUUUACAUAUAUACAUAUAUAUAAUAUUAUUUUAGCUCUUUUAAAGCUGCAGUACCUCUUUUCCCCAGCGUGGCAGCUGACGCGUCACAUGAUGUGUUUUCAAUGAAGAUGAAAACACAAACCUCCAAUCAACAAUAAGCCAAACGACACACCUGUGUCUAGACGUACGGAGUCCUGCUGAGCAGGUGUGUGUGUGUGUGUGUGUGUGUGAGGGUGUGUGUGUGUGAGGGUGUGUGUGUGUGUGUGUCCUUAAAAGAACGAGGUCUCUGUUCCUGUGGAUGUGUCUCCAUCCUCCCUCCAGGUGUUCCCCCGUUCACCUGAGACCUCUUUGGCCCGGUGGACCACCAGAACACUCAGAACCACCACUCACUCUUCAAUGGGAACCCCAAAAUAACUCCUCCCACACACACACAGCGUGUCGCUGUUAUUGAUUCGUCACGUUGCCGUGGCAACAGUGACCCAAUGGAGCGGCUCUCCUUCUUGUGCGUCUUUGAUUGGACAAACCUGUUGGAGUGAAACUCGGCUCCUGCAAACUUGUUCUGUGUAAACAUGCUACAUGUAGCAUGUAGCAUGGCCUUAACGUGUGCAGGUUAAUCAUGUCGGUGUUCCUUCAGCCCGGAGCUUCCUGUCUCCUCGAGUCCUUUCCUCACAGGAGGACUCUGGCUUCCUUAUGCAACACGUCUCCUAACACCUGGGAUGAUCUACAAGUGCUUCUUUCCUAAGAUGAUUCUAUUUUAUUAAUCUUUUGAGACACAUUCAUGUAUUUAACCAAUGCUGCUUUUUAUUCUGAUGAAAUAAAAGCAGUUUGAAUAUUC